ACCUGGAUAAUCUCGAGUGAUUGUAAGUGUGAUGAUCAUCUGCUAAAUGAGCAACAACGACCACAAUUCACUCCUUCAGUCAGUGAAGCUCCCACAGCCGUUCAUGAGAGUUUAAAUGCUGGGGAAUAUUCCCAUCUUCCCACAGGAGAAGAAGAAGCAAGCAGGAGGAAUUACUCCAGGAGAAACUACGGACAUACUAUUGUAAAGAUGGAGAUUAAGGAAGAACCCUGCAGAAUAAAAGAUGAAGACACAGAGGAACAAAUAGGAGAAGAAGCAAGCAGGAGGAAUUACUCCAGGAGAAACUACGGACAUACUAUUGUAAAGAUGGAGAUUAAGGAAGAACCCUGCAGAAUAAAAGAUGAAGAUACAGAGGAACAAAUAGACCUGAUGGAAGUGAAUGAAGACAAACAGCAUCAGUUUCAAAAACCGCAUUAUUUCACAAAUGAAGAUGGAAAUGCAGUCGUUUCAAAGACUGAAAAAAGUUUCAAACAAGCUGAAAAAUCUGGAGUCGAAGGAUCUUUCACCUGUUCUGAGUGUGGAAAGAGUUUCCUAUCUAAAUCAAAGCUGAACAGGCACAUGAAGAUUCACACCGGAGAAAGGCCUUAUACAUGCACUCAGUGUGGAAAGAGUUACAGACAUAAUGGACACCUACAUGAUCACAUGAGAAUUCACACUGGAGAAAAACCGUUCAAAUGCUCUCAGUGUGGAAAGAGUUUCACUCAGAAAAGUCAUCUCAACACUCAUCUGCCCAUUCACUCCGGAGUGAGAUCAUUCAGCUGUGAUCAGUGUGAUAAAACAUUUGUUUUGGAAUCAGGCUUAAAAAAACACCUUAAAGUUCAUUCUGCUGUGAAGCCUCACUUUUGUUCUUUUUGUGGAAAGAGAUUUUCAGAAGUGCAACAUUUAAAAGGGCAUGAGCGUAUUCAUACUGGUAUGAGACCUUAUGUGUGCUUUGACUGUGGAAAGAGCUUUAUUCUAUCCUGCAACUUAAAACAACACCAGAGAGUUCAUACUGGAGAGAAGCCGCACAAGUGUUCACACUGUGGAAAGAGUUUCUCUCAGUCAGGAAGCCUGAAAAAUCAUGAGAGAGUUCAUACUGGAGAGAAACCGCACCAGUGCUCUUCAUGUGGGAGAAGUUUCAGCCUAUUGACUAAUCUACAACGACAUAAGAAAAAGCUUUGUCUGAAUGUGUCUAAGUGAUCAAUGUUCAGAUCCAUGACUUGAUUUGAUAUUCAGAUUAAGCAAAAAAUGGAAUUACCUUAAAUAUAGUAAUUUAAUCUAAAAUUAGGAGGAAGGUUAAACAUUUUUUUUUUUUUU
Rhinichthys klamathensis goyatoka is the source of this 1314-nucleotide messenger RNA. Its product is annotated as gastrula zinc finger protein XlCGF8.2DB-like. The transcript has 3 exons. The coding region runs from base 208 to 1197 and encodes 329 amino acids. Gene Ontology annotation, biological process: regulation of transcription by RNA polymerase II. NCBI's taxonomy places the organism in Eukaryota, Metazoa, Chordata, Actinopteri, Cypriniformes, Leuciscidae. The record is from RefSeq and is a predicted model, not a curated record. Gene Ontology annotation, molecular function: DNA-binding transcription factor activity; RNA polymerase II cis-regulatory region sequence-specific DNA binding.